This is a messenger RNA of Anolis carolinensis (green anole), 2601 nucleotides long. RefSeq names its product immediate early response 2 (gene ier2). The record is from RefSeq and is a predicted model, not a curated record. Bases 248 to 883 code for a protein of 211 amino acids. The transcript has a single exon. NCBI's taxonomy places the organism in Eukaryota, Metazoa, Chordata, Lepidosauria, Squamata, Anolidae.
CGGGGCGCGGCCGCGUUCAGUCGGGGAGGACGUCGUCGUGAGAAGGUUGCUGAGGGGAAGCUAGGCUCUCCCAGAAACAAAGGGGGUAAGCAGCCAGGCGGGAAGGAAGGCAGGCGAGAGCGACGUGUGUGGGGGCCAUCACCUCGGCUGCCACUUUCGCCUUUUGUGAGGGAGAAAGUGCCCCUGAGCGGCCUCCUUUUCCUCCGUUCCCAGAGGAAGCGAAUCCCGCGCCCGCCCGCCCGCCGCCAUGAUGGAGGUGCAGAAGGAAGCGCAGCGCAUCAUGACGAUGUCGGUGUGGAAGAUGUACCACUCGCGGAUGCAGCGCGGCGGCCUCCGCCUCCACCGCAGCCUCCAGCUCUCGCUCGUCAUGCGCAGCGCCCGCGACCUCUACCUCUCCGCCAAGCUCGAGGACGACGACGAGGCCAUGGUCAACGCUAAUGCGAACGUCAACGAGGGGCUCGACGAGGCGCCGCCGCCCUCGCCCUUCCCUCCCCCUCCGGAGGCGGACCCGGAGCCCAUGGACACGCAGCCGGCGGCGGCGGAGGAGGCGGCGGAGCGCCGUCCCGAGAGCGCCCCUCCGGCGCGGGCGGCCAAGCCGAGCCGCAAGCGGCGCAGCAGCAGCCUGGGCAAGCUGGGGGCGGCGGAGGCGGGCCUGGCGCCCAGCAAGAAGGCGCGCCUGGCCGAGGAGCAGCGGCAGGAGGAGGAAGAGCAGGAGGGGCAGCCGCAGCGGCAGGAGGGCCCCUUCCCGAGCCUGGCCCGCGUCCUGCAAGGGCGCUUCUCCGCCCCGCCCGAGCCCGCCAAGGACGAACCCCCGGCCAAUUGCUGCCGGCCGCAAGGCGAGGGCGUGCUCAGCAUCAUGGUCCGGGCCGUGGUGGCCUUCUGAGGCGGAGGCGGCGGCGGCCCUGACGCGGGGCCCACGAGCUGCUCGGAGUGGAGGCAGGCAGGCAUUGGAGAGCCGCCUCGCCGCCCCCCUCGGUGCCGGAGACUGAGGGAAAGGCGGGCAGGCAGGGAGGAGAGCCCUCCUCACCCCCGCGGCCCCAGGCCCUGUGCCGGAGACAAAAGGAGGCAGGCCUCGGUUGCGCGCCAAGCCCAGGGACGGCUCCCGGUCGCGCCAGCAUCGGAGGAGAGCCAAAUAACUUCGGGGGAGGAGGGGCAGGAGAGGAGGAGGAGGAGAGACUCGCAACCAGCAAUGGUUCAUUAUUAUUAUUUUGGUGGGAAGCGAACAACCACUGUUUCAUUUCCUUUCCGGGUGCACUUUAUGGUGCUAGUUCAGUGAUCCUGCCUUUCCUCGUUGUUGUUGCCAUUUCUGGGUGGGAGGACGGUUUGGCUUCUCCGCCUUCCCGAGUGGGGUUAAAACAGGCUUGGGCCCUCCCUCUGGUGUUUUGGACUUCAACUCCCAGCAUUCCUGAGGCCGUUAGGAAUGGUGGGAGUUGAAGUCCAAAACACCCAGAGGGCCCAAAUUGAGGGCCUGGAUUAGAAGGUCUUUCGGGUUGAGUGGGGAUCUGGCAUAAGCCCCUUAAGGAAGGAAGAGCCCUGCUGAGAGAGAGCAGUGGGAGGUUUGCAGCCCCACCUCCGCCUGGAUGGGAGGGGGCCCUCUCCUCAGGGCCCACCCCUCCCCUCCUCAGCAGUGAAGGGAAACACAGUGGCCUCUUUCUUUGUGCCGGAGAAAAUCUCCCAACCGCAUUUGGCUUCCCUGUGAGUGUGUGAGUGUGGCUGGAGCAGGAAGGGGGAAGCAGGACCAGUCAUACUUGUUAUGACACAUCUCUCAUAUGACUAGCAUUUGCAUUACACUGGGGCCAGGAGUGCUGGGGAUUUCCUGUUCAUGUUGCCUUAGUCCUCUGUGUGUGUGGCUGUGUUUUCUGUGGGGGUUUUUUUACGCGUGGGUGGAGCCCUGAACUGACAGCAGGGCAAGGGGAGAGGAAAAGAAGUAGUUUUUUCCCUUGAGGUAUAUUAUGUUCCCCAUGACUGAGGCUGUUGCUCUAUGUGGUAUAUUGAUGAAGAGAAAUAAUGUUUUUGCUUACAUACUUCUAAAAUCAGGUUCCUGAAGGGGAUUUCAUGACACCGUUUUUUGCCUUUUUUGUUCCUGAAGCAUUUCUUCUGCUUUGUUCUCAAAUGUACAAAACAGUUGCUAUUGUCUUGGACUUCUUGAGUGUGUCUGAGAAGGAAGAGUGACUAGGCACAGCUUUAUGGUAAUGUGUUCCUAGAUCAGGCAUGGGCAAACUUGGGCUCUCCCUCCAGGUGUGUUGGAUUUUAACUUCCACCAUUCCUAACAGCCUCAGGCCCAUUCCUUUCUCCCCUCAGCCGCUUAAUUGUGGGAGCUGACGUCCAAAACAUGCUUAAGGGGCCUGAGGCUAUUAGGAAUUGUGAGAGUUGAAGUCCAAAACACCUGGAGUGUGUCCAAGGUUGCCCAUGCCCGUCCUAGAUGGUUUGCAAGACUGGUCACUGUCCAGGUACUUCAUAAUGUGAAAUGUAUGUGAUUUACAUUUAUCUUUCUGAUGCCUUGAAGAAGGCAACCAUACUGGCUGAUUUGGUUCUGUUUUCUUACUUUCACAAUGUUAAUAUUUUUGGACACUGAAAUAAAGACAAUUUGAUUUUUUUAAA